Messenger RNA from Lithohypha guttulata, 2202 nucleotides. RefSeq lists its product as uncharacterized. NCBI's taxonomy places the organism in Eukaryota, Fungi, Ascomycota, Eurotiomycetes, Chaetothyriales, Trichomeriaceae. Bases 1 to 2202 code for a protein of 733 amino acids. The record is from RefSeq and is a predicted model, not a curated record. The transcript has a single exon.
AUGGCUGCCAUUUUGAAUGGAUUUCUACCAGUAAGAAGGAGGGACCAAUUCGCUCAAGAGAAGAUCUUAAAUACGAGAUGGGGUGAUGCCACGAUCAGUGCACCCAUUCAUGGAGGAUGGAACGACAAUCCCAUUUCACAACAAGAGAGUCCAAAUCCUGACCAGGACCUGCCACUAACACCCCCGCAAAUUCAGAACGAACGAGAAGGCGUCUACAUCAUUCGUGACGGUGACGAUGCUCAUUCACAGCAAGACUGGGACGACGAGACCACCACCAAAGUCAGAGACAACUUCACCAUAACUAUUCCCUUGCCAUGGAAGAAGAAGAUGAAACAGAACCGAAGAUCGAUUGGCAGCAAUGUUCUCAAGCCUCAAGGGACAUUCAUACAGAGGAUAGAGCCUAUGCCACUCCUAGCCACAGCCGAAGCUGCAGCCACCAUCCCUCUACCCGACAGUCGUGUGUCCAGUCCUAUCGGUCGAUCAACGACCACUUCUCCAGUUCUCUCCUUCCGUAGUCGACUAGCAAGUCCUAGCAUGGGCGACAUUCUCAGCCCGGUUGCAGAAGGAUUUGCAAAAGAUGGACCAAGCACAAGUUCACGACCCACUCCUGUCCUCUCCACCCUUCAGUCUGCCGAGACUGUCCCAGUAGAACGACCAUCAACAGCAUCUUCCACACGAUCAAACCCGCCGAGACGCUCUUCCUUGACCUCUCAUCACUCCGAUGGUAUCGCCGCGGCAACAAUGACCUCACAAGCAACGAUGGAAGACUACUCAUCGGACGUGCAGAGACCACCAUCUCGUGGUAUUGGUGCGACAGCACACAUGCGAGCAUCAUCUCAUGUAUCGCGACCCAACUCUAGAGGCCCGAGGGCACCAUCAGUAGAACGAUUCACCCGCAGAGCACCUUCAGUAGAACCAGUGAGUGAACUCGCUGAACCUCCAGCUAUCGACCCAACCCCAGUCUUUCAAGGUGUGCUGAACCUUGAGCCACUCCGUCGCCGAGCACCGUCAGUCGAGCCGCUACGCAGAAGAGCACCUUCACUGGAGCCUCACGCUCGACGAGCACCAUCCAUCGAACCAGUUCCUAGGAGAGCUCCCCCAGCAGAUCCAUUCACCAGACGAGCUCCAUCAGUCGAGACUAUUAGCACUAGGCGCGCACUGUCGCGAGAACCCCGUGGAAGAAGAGCUCUCUCCAUCGAGCCCCGACCUCGAGUACGGUUUCAUUCAGAGGCAGCACCUAAACCCGCUCGCCGUCAUGAUUCUUUCUCGAGCAAUGACGGCUCAAUCGAUUCUGAGUCCGACAAUGCUGGACUUCUGGAGACAGAUAACGCCCUGCCCAAUACUGUACGAUUCGAUCGUGACUACAAAUCUGUACGCAAACCAAUACGUCGCCGCAGUAUCGCGUCUCCCAUCUCUUCUCCCACGUCUGCGGCAUUCGGCAUCACGGAAGUUGUUGUUCCUUCUCCCUACAACUCUCUUUCGGCUCAAGUAGGUGUUGAGCCUGCCACACAAUCCUCAAUUCCGCAGCGUAACGCCCCUCGCAAUAGGUCUAAAUCACGAACUCGAGGACUUUAUGCAGACAUGCAUGAUGACUUUCGCCUCCUUGCUCGAGACGUAGCCAUGAGCACGACCACGCCUGCUGCUGUCACGUCUCCAUCCCUGACAGAUGCCUCUGCCGCUAUCUUGCCACAGUAUGGCCACAAUGUCCUCAAUGCAGCAAACCUACGCACGCCAUCUCCAGCACUAACAUCAAAUCCACCUACGUCACUCUCUUCCGGCAUCGCAGUAGCAGCGGCCCUCCGCAUUCAGCCUGAACCACAAGGCUACUCCUCUGACUCCUCUCUCACUGCCCUACCUUCCGUCUCGCAUGCCGGUCACCCUUCAACGGUCCAGCAACAGGCCGACAAUGCCAACGGCAAAGCAGUCCUCGCAGCCAUGGCUAGGGAGCGCAAAGAUCAGCUGAGACGAGAGGAACGCGAGCGAGCACGCGAGAAAGUAGCAAGGAAGCUGGAACACGAACGAGAAAGGGUCCUCGCGAACAGCGUCUUCAGUGACACAGAAAGCGUAGCGAGCGGCAGUAUGAGUGGUAGUGAGAAAACAAGGCGAGUGUAUGGCGGCAGCGUAGGGAGUGAAGCUGAGUGGCAGAGUCUGGCUAUCAAGAACAAGACUUUGGUUCCCAAUGCUGAAGACAUUUGGGGGUGA